This is a messenger RNA of Caenorhabditis briggsae, 909 nucleotides long. The record is from RefSeq and is a predicted model, not a curated record. The transcript has 3 exons. Bases 1 to 909 code for a protein of 302 amino acids. NCBI's taxonomy places the organism in Eukaryota, Metazoa, Nematoda, Chromadorea, Rhabditida, Rhabditidae.
AUGACGCGUCCAAAGAAGAAGAAUCUUCAAAAAUCGGUGCCAACCAACCCAGGCCGUAUCAUGCUUCUCGAGGAGGUGUCAAAAUUUUCGUUGUGCGAGAAGUUUGCAACUUCCAUGUGCUCUUAUAUUGGGAAACAACUUGUCACCGAGGUCUGUGGUGGCAUUGAUCUUCGUCUCAAAAUUCAACUUCUCUCUAAUCAGUUCUGCAGCUUGGUUCUUCAUCGUGUGAACUCUGACGAGAAAUUCAGUUUGUUACUGAUGGCGCAUAGAAAACUUCCAGAGAACAAAUUUUUUCUUAAUUCUUCAAAAAUCAACGGAAUCCAUGCAAUUUACCAGAUCUCAGUAGACGGAAGUAAUGGAAAAAUCAGCGCCUAUCUGAAAGAUGAGGAAGAUCUCAAAAAUGCCAUGAAGUACAUGAUCUCUCAUAUGACACGUGUAUUCACUAAGAACGUCUGCAUUGACAUCUCGAACGUCAGCAAUAACUUCGAGAAAAAAGUGAUGAAGAUGGUUCGCUCAAAGAAACUCGACGUCCAUUGCUACGGGAAUUACCAAGAGAAGCAGGUAGCAUUCACAAAGAUUCAAGAGUUCAGCGCGUAUCCGAGAGUGGUGAUCAAGAAUCCAAUUAUCUCCAGUGAUCAGCUGAAGUCAUUCUUCGAUGAGUGGAAAAUCGGAGUCAUCAACAGGGAGUACGUUCGCUUUGAAAACAUGGAUGACGUUGACUUGGAUAGCAUGUUGGUGGGGCUUGAAGUCUUCAAUCCAUUGAAGGUCAUGUUCGUCGAGCAAGCCAUGGUUAAGCGAGAGAGCGGUGAAAUGGCUCUGGUCGAGUACAACAAAAUCUCGAAGGAAGUCAGGCUGAUGGGGUAUCCGAUCACUGUGCCACUUGGUUGUGUCGGAGACUUUGGAGUUUGA